CAAAGCCUUUCAGACUCAGUCCUCACUCUUCCCCUUUUGUUACUGCUGGGAAUCGACUGCUCACUCUGCAACUAUGGCCAAGGACAUGACUCUUUUUUGGGGCUCCGGCUCUCCUCCCUGCUGGAGGGUCAUGAUCGCACUGGAGGAGAAGAAUCUGCAGGGCUACAACAGCAAAAUGCUGUCCUUUGAAAAAGGGGAGCACAAGUCGAAGGAAGUCGCUGCCAUCAAUCCCAGGGGUCAGCUUCCAGCCUUCAAACAUGGAGACGUUGUCCUGAACGAGUCAUAUGGUGCUUGCAUUUACCUGGAGGAGCAGUUCAAGUCCCAAGGAAACAAGCUGGCGCCUGACAACAAAGCUGAGAGCGCACUGAUGUACCAGCGCAUGUUUGAGGGGCUUACACUUUUCCAGAAACUGGCACAAUCACUGUUCUACACUCGGUUCGUCCCAGAAAACGAGAGGCACGACUCAGCCCAGAAGAGGAACACAGAGGAGCUCAAGGCUGAGGUCAAACUGUGGGAGGGAUACCUGCAGAAAACCGGUCCAUACCUUGCAGGGAAAAGCUUUACUCUGGCUGACGUCAUCGUCUUCCCAGUCAUCGCUUUUCUCUUCCGCUUUGGCUUGAAUGAGGAGCACUUCCCUAAACUGGCAGCUUACUACAACACUGUGAAGGACAGACCAAGCAUCAAGAACUCCUGGCCUCCUACCUGGAAGGACACUCCAGGACAAAAUGCUCUGAAGGACUUCUAACUCUCACGCAAAAAAAGUUCUCUUUGUGUUGAAUUAUUAACCCUUUAUCCUCUGCUGCGCUACUGUAGAGGUUUAAUAUUGUUUUAAAGGCAAAUACUUAGUUUUUACUGUAAAGUCUCCCCUAAUUUCCUUUAAAGAUGUCUUUUGUGAUGUGAAUUAAAUAAAUA
This is a messenger RNA of Cyprinodon variegatus (sheepshead minnow), 912 nucleotides long. RefSeq names its product glutathione S-transferase A-like. NCBI's taxonomy places the organism in Eukaryota, Metazoa, Chordata, Actinopteri, Cyprinodontiformes, Cyprinodontidae. The transcript has 6 exons. Bases 74 to 745 code for a protein of 223 amino acids. The record is from RefSeq and is a predicted model, not a curated record.